AUGGCGGGUGUGUGGAGGCUGAGUGCCCGCUGCGGAGUCCAUGGCGGCCGGGCUCUCCUGCUCCGAGCCCCGGUGGGCAGACCUGCUCACCUCGCAGCCUUUCUCCAGGACCGGCCCGCCCCGGGGCGGCGCGGAGCACAGCGCAUCCACCUGCCCCCCGGCCGCCCUGCUCUCCGCUGGACCAGUGAGAGGGCGGUCAGUGCUCUGCUCCUGGGCCUGCUUCCGGCGGCGUAUCUGUGUCCUGCUCCCGCGGUGGACUACUCCCUGGCCGCGGCGCUCUCCCUCCACGGCCACUGGGGCCUGGAGGAAGUUGUCACUGACUACGUUCGCAGGGACGCAUUGCAGAAAGCCGCCAAGGCGGGCCUCUUGGCUCUCUCGGCUCUCACCUUUUCUGGGCUUUGUUAUUUCAACUAUCACGACGUGGGCAUCUGCAAAGCUGUUGCCAUGCUAUGGAAGCUCUGA
Molecule: messenger RNA, 462 nt
Organism: Pipistrellus nathusii (Nathusius's pipistrelle)
Lineage: Eukaryota; Metazoa; Chordata; Mammalia; Chiroptera; Vespertilionidae
Source: the annotation of a GenBank genome assembly